ACCCUUCCCUUUUUCCACUCUGUCCCUUACUAGUGGUCUGAUCAGAAGGCACGAAGAAAGCAAAACACCUGAAACACACCCAGACCAGCACUCCCACCCCCUCCAGCACGGCUACAACCAUAAGCAUUUUGGAAUCAGCCGACACUGAUCUGGGGAUUAUUAACGCCACCUCCUUCAGUUAGAUAGUGAGUUGACUGUGGUGAAAUACAGAGCCACAAAGAUAUAAUUCUGUUUCAAUACUGGCCUAUCAAAUCAACCCACAGUCCAUAUUCUACACAUGAACAGGAGAAAAUAGUGGUUGACAUUGCAGUGUAAUUUCAGCGGGCUUCAACAGAUGGCACAAGAGGGCUCUGCUCGCAGCGUUAAAUCUGGUUACCAGUGAAAUAAACAUUUGAGGAAGUCCUUCACUUUCCCGCAGACUGCCAGUGAGACGGACCAGCAGACUGUUUCGCCUGUGGUUCAUAAGCAUCUAGUUGGCCUGGUGCAGAAAAGACUCACUGGGGAUUUGUGGACUGGAGUUGGUGGCUGGAUAGAGUGUGCGAUCACCGGUUAAGGCAAGUCAGGGUCCUGACCUGAUGCCCCCAGUGUCUCCAAACAAAGAGUCUUCAUGCGUGGUGACAGAUGGGGCGCUACUGGGCCCUCUCCUAUGUUAGGAGAAAACAGGGUAACGAGGGAUCAUUGGGCACCUCUACAAAAAGGAUCUGUAUCAACAUGCUCUGAAGAAUAGCAACUAUAAUGUCUAGCAUGAGAAAAUGACUGAAACUAAUUUUACCAUCUUCCAUUUUGUCAUCACCUUCAUGUUAAUACUUGAGAUUAAAAUCCAGCUAUCUGAUGGAAGUGAAUCUGUAGUUGACAGAUCAAAGAGAGGUCUCAUCCAUGUCCCCAAAGACCUAUCCUUGAAAACAACAGUCUUAAAUAUAUCACACAACAAUAUAUCUGAGCUACGAACUUCUGACACGCUCUCGCUACCAAAGCUGAAGAUUUUGAUAAUUUCUCAUAAUAGAAUCCAGUAUCUUGACAUCAGUGUUUUCAAAUUUAACGAGGAAUUGGAAUACUUGGAUUUGUCCAACAACAAGCUGAAGAAGAUUUCUUGCCACCCUGCUGUGAAUCUCAAGCACUUAGACUUCUCAUUUAAUGCAUUUGAUGCCCUGCCCAUAUGCAAAGAGUUUGGCACCAUGUCUCAACUAGAAUUUCUGGGUUUGAGCGCCACACAGUUGCAAAAAUCUAGUAUGCUGCCCAUUGCUCAUCUGCAUAUCAAUAAGGUUUUACUCGUCUUAGGGGACCUUUAUGGGGAAAAAGAAGACCCUGAGAGCCUUCAAGAGCUCAACACAGAGAGCCUGCACAUUGUUUUCCCCACAAGAAAGGAAUUCCACUUUAUGUUGGAUGUGUCAGUCAGCACAGCAGUAAGUCUGGAACUGUCUAAUAUUAAAUGUGUGCUAGAUGACAAUGGAUGUUCUUAUUUCCUAAAUGUUCUGUCCAAACUUCAAAAUAAUUCAAGAUUAUCAAGUCUCACUUUAAACAACAUUGAAACAACUUGGCAUUCUGUCGUCAUGAUGCUCCAGCUGGUUUGGCACACAAGCAUAGAGUAUUUCUCAAUUUCAAAUGUAAAACUACAAGGUGAGCUUACUGACACCAAUUUUGAUUAUUCAGACACUUCACUGAAGGCCUUGUCUAUACAUCAAGUUGCCAAUGAUGCGUUCACAUUUGAACAAGGUAACAUCUAUAGAAUCUUUUCAAACAUGAACAUCCAGAAUUUCACAGUGUCUGGCGCACACAUGCUCCACAUGCUUUGCCCACUCCAAAACAGCCCAUUUCUGCAUUUGGAUUUUUCCAAUAAUCUCUUAACAGAUACAGUUUUUAACAAUUGUGGAACCUUGGUUAGGUUAGAGACAUUUAGUUUACAAGUGAACCAAUUAAAAAAACUUGUAAAUAUAGCUCAUAUGACGAAGGAGAUGAAGUCUCUACAACAGUUAGAUGUUAGCCAGAAUUCUCUAAGUUAUGAUGAAAGUGAAGGGUAUUGCUCUUGGACUAUAAGUUUAUUAAGUUUAAAUAUGUCUUCAAAUAGACUUACUGACUCUGUGUUCAGUUGUUUACCCUUCAGGGUCAGGGUUCUUGACCUUCACAAUAACAGAAUAAUGAGGAUCCCUGAAGAUGUCACCGGUCUGGAAGAUUUGCAAGAACUCAAUGUUGCUUUCAACUCCUUAGCCCACCUGCCUGGAUGUGGUACCUUGGGCAGCCUCUCUGUACUGAUCAUUGACUAUAAUUCAAUUUCCAACCCAUCAGCUCAUUUCUUUGAGAGCUGCCAGAAGAUGAGGUCCAUAAACGCAGGGCACAAUCCAUUCCAAUGUACAUGUGAGCUCAGAGAGUUUAUCCAAAGGAUAGGCCAAGUGUCGAGUGGGGUGGUAGAGGGUUGGCCUGACUCUUAUAAGUGUGACUACCCAGAAAGCUACAAGGGGACCCUACUGAAGGAUUUUCACGUGUCUCCAUUAACCUGCAACACAGCUCUGCUGAUUGUCACCAUUGGGGUGACUGGACUGGCGCUGGCUGUUACUCUGACUGUCCUCUGUAUCUGUCUGGAUCUGCCCUGGUACCUCAGGAUGGUGUGUCAGUGGACCCAGACCCGGCGCAGGGCUAGGAACAUUCCCUUAGACAAACUCCAGAGAACCCUGCAGUUCCACGCUUUUAUUUCCUACAGCGAACAUGACUCUGCCUGGGUGAAGAGUGAAUUACUGCCAAACAUAGAGAAAGAAGAUAUACGGAUUUGUCUCCAUGAGAGGAACUUUGUUCCUGGCAAGAGCAUUGUGGAAAAUAUCAUAAACUGCAUUGAGAAAAGUUACAAGUCCAUCUUUGUUCUGUCUCCCAACUUUGUUCAGAGCGAGUGGUGCCAUUAUGAACUCUACUUUGCCCACCACAAUCUCUUUCAUGAAGGAUCGGGCAACUUAAUCCUGAUCUUGCUGGAACCCAUUCCGAAGUAUUCUAUUCCCAGCAGCUAUCACAAACUCAAAACUCUCAUGGCGCAGAGGACUUACUUGGAAUGGCCCAAGGAGAAGAACAAACAUGCACUUUUUUGGGCUAACCUAAGAGCAUCCAUUUGUAUUAAGUUGAUGGAGCGAAGCGAAGAAUAGAUCACACGUACUUCUAAAAAUAUUCCCUUUUCACUGUGGCAGCUUUUGGAAGUUCCAACAGUGACUUUAUUUUGCAUCAACAUGAAUCUAAACAUGACUUUGAAUUUAUGAAAUAGAUAAAAAUGUGUAUUUUUCAGGUUCCAGCUCACCAUUUAUGGUACUAAAAAUAAAUAAAAUGAUAUAAUUUUGAUAUAAACCAUUAAUUUCUAGCCUAUGAGGGAGUCCCUUGUUUUUCACGUGAGUUCACUGAAUUUAUUACGUAAUCAAGAGAAGCACCUGUUGAAACAACUUCAGUGAUAUAUGUCUUCCCAUGUCCCAGAGUUAAUGAUAGAAAACUCCUUGCCGUUUGUACCUGUAGCUGGGUUUGUAUGGCAUAUUUCUGUAGCUGUUGGUGCAUUUUUCAUUUCCACUCAGCACUUGGCUCUAUGUGUUGAAGACCGCUUAUUACUAGUGCUGGAGACACUUUGCCUGAAGGGCUUUCUUUCUGGCCAUGGGAACCCACUCGGCCCACAAAAUGGGCAGUUCAGAAGUGCUGGAGAUUGUCCUUGGAAGCAGCCCUUAACCAGUGUCACAAAGAGAAUUGGCAGAUAAGCACCCCAAGUUUCUUGCCUAUUUGGAGGGGGUAAAUCUAGGGGUGUCCUUUACACUUUCCCUGAGUUCCCCAGGACGAUAGAAUUCUGAUUCUCCGUGGUAGAAAACAACUUCAUAAAGCAUUGUUUAUUGGGUUCCUUUUUAUUAUCUCAUAUCCUCAUUCCUCCGAGGUGUUUCCUGGGAUCAGCUCUGAAGUAAAUGACUUGUAGUUCAAUACUUGACUCGGGGACUACAUGUGGAGGACCCACAUCCAGAGUGUGUUACAUCUCAGGCCAAAUGGAAACGUGGUUUCCUGUGGCUGGAGACCUUGCUGGGACUCGAGUUGUCUGCACUGGCAUGCAUGAGAGCCUUUGCUGUUUUGGUUAGGAGAGGAAUGUGCCAUUGUGUACUGCUUCUGUACAUAUAGCAUCCCUGUUUGGGAGGACUAUGAAACUAGGGCAUGGGCCGAUUAAAGCAAUGCAAGAAAUGA
Phyllostomus discolor (pale spear-nosed bat) is the source of this 4185-nucleotide messenger RNA. It is a transcript of the gene TLR1, whose product is annotated as toll like receptor 1. Gene Ontology annotation, cellular component: Toll-like receptor 1-Toll-like receptor 2 protein complex; membrane. The record is from RefSeq and is a predicted model, not a curated record. NCBI's taxonomy places the organism in Eukaryota, Metazoa, Chordata, Mammalia, Chiroptera, Phyllostomidae. The transcript has 4 exons. Gene Ontology annotation, biological process: inflammatory response; toll-like receptor signaling pathway; cellular response to triacyl bacterial lipopeptide. Gene Ontology annotation, molecular function: Toll-like receptor 2 binding; transmembrane signaling receptor activity; lipopeptide binding. Bases 753 to 3125 code for a protein of 790 amino acids.